Somion occarium is the source of this 1510-nucleotide messenger RNA. NCBI's taxonomy places the organism in Eukaryota, Fungi, Basidiomycota, Agaricomycetes, Polyporales, Cerrenaceae. The record is from the annotation of a GenBank genome assembly.
ACUCCUUUUGUACGGAAUCUUGGUGACCUUUUAUGCAAAAUCGUACGCGGGCUUUGACAUCGAAACACGUUUAGCGUUUGCGCCGCGUCCAAACCCUAUGAAGCCGCCACCCUGUUGUCACCGCCAACCCAAAUAUAGUGUUGCUUAAGCGCAACGCCCGCCCCUUGAAAUACCGGCUAAAUUAUGAUUUUCUGCUCUCUUCCACUUACCCAAUCUCGACAUCGACUCUCGACACUUGUCAUUCCUCUUUCUCGGCCUCGGAAACGUGUUUCUCGAGUGGUUGAUCCUCGUUUUUUACUGCCACAACAGAGCACGUUACAUUCCUUUUUCUCUCGGACCCAAUUCUUCUCCAUUCUCAUCCGACUUCCCCAAUCCGACCUACGUCCGACAUGCCUAGUCCACCUCCGCAGCUAGUAUUCAGCAACGAUAUCGCUCACAUGGAUGAAUGGGCUAAGCGCACCGGCAUACCGCUCACGACUGCCGACGCGUUGGGGACCAACUAUGCACGGGCUAGGAAAUGGCUGCAACACAUUCGGUCGCAGCUAGUUCAAACCCACGGAUGGAGUGAUGUCACACCAAUUGGACCCCGUCUUCUCUUCGACAUCGAAUGUCCUUCCCCAUACCGUUCGUCGGGCGGUCUGCCACGCAGUCCAAAUAUGCGUCUGCAGAUCCCUGCCAAUGCCUCUACCUUCUUUUCACGUGAGCGACGGGUUCAAUGGGAGAUGGUAUUCCAUAGCGCGCUCUUUCCCGCAAUGCGACAUAGCGUCCCGGCCAUUGGGGAUCUUCUCCAUCUGCUUCAGUGUCUCCUAACCGGGAUGCUGGUGCUUGUGAAGGAGGAGCAAGUACCAGGAGAGGGUGUCUACAGGACGAUUCGAGCGUUGCCUCCCGCGGACUGGGUGGGCGCCCAUGAGUCCCAGUUGACGGAAAUAUUUGGUUCCGCUCAUUACAAGCAACUGUUCCGUGCCGCAAGCGACAGCAGAAUUGCGUUCAAGCUGGAACGCGAUCCCCAACAUUAACACGACCUUGCAUGCAUUCGCUUUCAAAAAUCUCGAACCCUUGUCGACGUUCUCGCGCCGAACUUGCCGCAGUCAUGAUCGACCGGGUUGUCUUCUUCCACGAUCGAUGAUCCAGGGAGGACAAACCUCCUCCUUCCAUACAUUAUUCGUCUUUCCGGACAAUGUGGACUCUGCCUUUAUUCCUUCACUACCUAAUUUUCCGUAAUGCUUGCUAUUCUUCGGUUGUCAUUUGUUUUCAUUGCUUUCUGCCCCCACAUCUUACAGUGAUCUAUUUAAUACGCAUAGACUAAUAGCUUCUUUAUUCACCUAUUUAUACUUGCUCACCCUCCACGCUUUCUGUUAUUCGCAUGGUCGAACUUUGCUUCUUGCACAUUUGUAUCAAAGCUUUCGUCGUCAUGUUACGCAACCUCGUAGUCUAUAAUAUGUCGUUUAGAUCGUCUUUAUCUCGUAGUAUAGUACUUUGUCCAUGCGUAUGCAUAUGCCCUGUAACUUCG